AUGUAAGAAAAGCAUUUCCCUGAAUUGUUAUAUCAAGUAAAUUUUGAAAACUAUUUUGAAUAAAUAAGAUAAUAAAUAAACAAAUGGGUAGAAUUAUAAAUAUGUAAUAAUAUUUAAAAUCUUAUAUCUGAAGAAUCUAUCGAUAGUCUUACUUAAAUGGUUCUUGUAAAUGCCAUAUAUUUCAAAGGUGAAUGGGUUUAUAAAUUUGAAAAUAAAAAUAUAGUUAAAGAAGUAUUCUUUUUAGAAAAUAAUGGUGACUAAGUAUAAGUUGACAUGAUGAAGAAUAGUUAGAAAAUUUAUUAUGGAGAAAAUAUUCAUUGUUAAUACAUAUAGUUACCUUAUAAAGGAAAGUAAUAUGCUAUGUAUUUGUUUAAACCUAAAAAUAUGACAUUAUAACAGAUUGAAUAAAACAAUCUUAAUUAAAAUACUUUAAAUGAAGUCUAAACUAAUUUAUAAUAUGUUUAAGUUAAUAUUAAAUUACCUAAAUUCAAAAUUAACCCAAGUAAAAGUACUAGUCUUAUUAAACCUUAAAAAAUUUAUGUUUAGUUAGUUGUUUCUCUUAAGGAAUGGCUGAUUUUUCUAAUAUGA
Ichthyophthirius multifiliis is the source of this 588-nucleotide messenger RNA. Its product is annotated as serine protease inhibitor, putative. Gene Ontology annotation, molecular function: serine-type endopeptidase inhibitor activity. The transcript is spliced from 2 exons. Lineage: Eukaryota; Ciliophora; Oligohymenophorea; Hymenostomatida. The record is from RefSeq and is a predicted model, not a curated record.